Messenger RNA from Physella acuta, 2096 nucleotides. Its product is annotated as 5' exonuclease Apollo. Gene Ontology annotation, molecular function: damaged DNA binding; 5'-3' DNA exonuclease activity. NCBI's taxonomy places the organism in Eukaryota, Metazoa, Mollusca, Gastropoda, Physidae. Gene Ontology annotation, biological process: double-strand break repair via nonhomologous end joining; telomere maintenance; interstrand cross-link repair. The record is from RefSeq and is a predicted model, not a curated record.
CGAUCUAGAUCUAGAUCUACUCCAGUUUUUUUUAUCAUUUAAAUUUAUUGAAAUUUUGACAAAAACUUCAUUCCAGGAUAUUUUUAAUUGGUAUAUCUCGCAGUUACCGCCUCGCCAUUUCGCUUUUCGUGCAAUUUCCCAACACUCAUCAGAUUGCAUUGUCAUAGGGUCUAGACCCUCGUGCAGAGUUAGAAGUGCUCGAAAUUUCGCUUGGCAGUUUCAAUCUAUGACAACAGAGGAAGCGAGUUAAAUAAAAGGAAAAAGAGCUUCACUUCAUUCAAUAAAUAUCAUGCUGUUUUAUUUGUAUUGACUUCUACUCACAAUGAAUGGGCACUUAAUUCCUGGAACUAGAAUAGCAGUUGACUAUUUUAAUAUAAAAGGUAGUAGUGACAAAUACAUUCAUUUUUUGACUCAUCUUCAUGGUGAUCAUACCAUCGGGUUAACACCAUCAUGGAGAAAGACAAUUUAUUGUUCUGAAAUCACUGCAUUACUCUUGGAAUUGAAAUAUCAGCUUCCCACAGAUUUGCUAGUGGUUCUUCCACUUAAUCAAGAAAAAACAAUACAAAUUUGUUCCUCACAAAGCUUUACUGUUACAGCGUUUGAUGCUAAUCACUGUCCAGGAGCAGUUAUGUUUUACUUUCAAGGAGAUUUCGGCAGUGUCUUUUAUACUGGCGACUUUAGAGUUUCCUACAAUGUCCUUCAAGACUGCCGUCAUUUGGCUGAAAAAAUAGAUUUGAUGUUUAUUGAUAAUACAUUUUGUAGUCCAAAGUGUAUUUUCCCCAGUCGGGAUCAAUGCUUUGAUGAGAUUCUAAACAUCAUAAAACAGCAUUCCAAUCAUCAAGUUGUUAUAGGUGUUCAUAACUUGGGCAAAGAAUCCAUGCUGGCAAAGCUAGGCACUAUUUUAAAUGAAUCUAUAACAGUUUCACCUGAUAGUUACAGGAUUUGCCAAAUACUUUUUUCUACCAAUGUUUUUACUACAUCCUCUAUGUGUUCAAAGAAAAGUAGAUUAUGGACCAUCUCAUCAAAUAAAAUAACUCCAGUGUUGAUAAACUACUUAAAUAAUGAGACACCUACUAUUGCUAUAAUUCCAACUGCUAUUUUUACAGGUGUAAAGGUUCCUUUUGUAAAUAAAGGAAAAAUUUUUAUUGUGCCAUAUUCUGAUCAUUCUUGUUACACAGAGCUACAUGAAUUUGUGGCAAUAAUGAGACCCUCCAAAGUAGUACCUAUUGUUACAUCAACUAGAGGACCAAGAGGCCACGAUUUGAAUGAGAGAGUGGAUAUGUCUUGUUUUGAUCAAUUCCUCUUCAGAAGACCUUCUAUGUAUCUAAGAGACUUUAGUGUAGGACAAAAGCAAUGUUCUUUUGAAAGAAGUACUCAUAUAGAAACAAGCAGAAUACAAGCUGUGAUAAACAAGAAAUGUGUUCCUAAGGAACACUUGAAUGUAAGACAGUGUUCUAUCAAAUCUACAAACAUGGUAAGAAGGGAUACAUGUUCUCAAACUAUUAGGAAAAAGGCCAGGGUUUGUGUGAGAAAAAAAAUAAAAAGAAUUGUUUAUGAUGAGCAUGUAUCACCCAAGUCUGCAGAAAUAAAACUUUCUGCUGCGCUUCUUACAGAAGGGAGUUGUGACAAAAUUUAUAGUGUUCUGGAGGCUCAAAGUAUUCAUGCUUCAAACCAAACCCCUCUUGAAUUAAAGGAUGGUCAUUUGUAUAAUAAACUGGUGCAUAAAAACAGUAAGGCAUUACAGAAAUCUCAGCAAGAAUGGUUGGAUGUAGUAUCUGAUUUGAAUGUUCUUAAACAAGAAAUAAAAGAAAGUACAAACUCAGAAUUCCUAGAGAAUAUCCCAGAAUGUGUAGUACCACAAGUUGAUACUAGAAGUUCUUCAACUUCCAAGUUAAAUAGUGCUGAAUUAAAAUCAACCCUAAGCACUUAUAAGAAUCUUAGAACAGAGCACAGAAAAUUUAUCAACCUUGUGCAAUCAUUUUUAACAAGUUAAUUUUCACAAAAGCUAUUCAUCAAGUUCAAACUUAAACCUAAUCAGUUGUGUGUGGUGUAUACGUUUAAAAUAAAACUGAAAGAAAGAAAUGAAAUCCUAUUUA